Etheostoma cragini (Arkansas darter) is the source of this 1465-nucleotide messenger RNA. RefSeq lists its product as uncharacterized. The coding region runs from base 305 to 1465 and encodes 386 amino acids. NCBI's taxonomy places the organism in Eukaryota, Metazoa, Chordata, Actinopteri, Perciformes, Percidae. The record is from RefSeq and is a predicted model, not a curated record. The transcript has 3 exons.
UCUCUCUCCUCAGUGGAGGUUGAGACUAUCAGCAAGUUUGUUAUCGACAACUCCAAAUGAAGGGACGCAGAACUGAUUCCCCUGCUUUUUUUUUCGUACCCCUUGAAGUUGAUGGAUAUCAUUGGAUUUCUUUCAGUUGAGGGUCCAGUUUAACUCAGCGAAAAUCCACCGUAGGAAAACAGAACUUUAGAUUAGCCUACGUUUGCUUUGGCAGUGCUGAUUAAUGUGUUAAAUUAGGUGACAUGCAGAGCUGUGACUUGAGAAGAGAACUGAAGUCAUCACUUGAAAGACGGCUCUUUAGGCAAUGCGAUCCGGAUUUCCACACAGCCAAGGUGGGGCCUAUUCUGUGUUUCAAGACUGGAGUAACGUGGGUGUUUGCCGAUUACCACAAGACAUCAAUGUUACCCCUGUACCAGUUCACCCUGAAAUUGGAAUACAAAACAACAUGGUAGUCACUCAAAAUACUGAGGAGCGUAGAGUGACUUACAGUCGGGUUCCAUUGGAGCAGCAAGAAUAUCGAUCACAGAGACUUUACCACCAACAGGAGUCACUGGCAACCAUAAUAGGCACUGGAUUUCAGCACCCAAGACCCAGGGAUGGUGCUUGCAUUUUUCAAAACAUGCAAUUGAGCAGAAAAGAUAAUGACGAUUUUUAUUCAUCAUCACAUGUUGCCGCAGAACACAGUAGAUAUUUUGGGACUUUGGCCUAUGAAAACUCUGUAAGACAAUCUGAUAGUAACAGUGGUCAACAAAAGGAAUAUUCCAAGCAAAAUGUCAGUUGGCAUUUCAAGAAAAAGUCACAUCGGAACCAUGAUACUGGACUGCAGCAAUCUCAGGAUAAAGAUCAGUGUUCUUCUGUGGCUGUGUGCAACAAUAUUACACCCUCUCCUCUGCUUGAAGCCUUGCUAAAAACAAACUCUUCAGAACUGCCUUGUUCAGAGGAAACAAAUGGCAACAUUGAACUCAACGCUAAUAAUAAUUUUUUAAAUACAAAAAGACAGAGCAAAUAUUUGCAAGUCAAAAGUUUACUAAAUGGGCUAAACUGUGGACAGACUAGAACAGAAAACCUAGAUUAUCAAAGAGGAAAACCCUCCACCCCCUAUCAGCAGCAGGUCUCCUCCCACUGUAUCAGUAGUCAGCCAUCCACAGACAAACUUGUGUCAGCUGGAAAAACACAUCCACCUACAGAUAUCGAAAUCCAAGACUUUGUUGCACAAAAGCUCAUAUAUUUUAGGUCUAUUUUACGUCUGAAAAACACAAAUCCUGGACAUUCAAACAAGGAUUUGGGCAGGAACUCCACACUGCAGCCUGACAGCAUCAAGCCUAAGGUUGACAGUGUUGCCCAUCUCCCUACAACCUCUGCCAAAGAUGUGGACAGCCAAAGUCAAAACUGGGAUGCAAAUGAGCAGUGCCUUAAAAUGGACAAGCACGAAAGAUGGCACAAGAGCGUACGAGAGGAGGCAUGA